CCCAAACCUACUGAAUCAGAACCUGCAGUUUAACAAGAUCUCCAGGUGAUUCCUAUACACAUUAAAGGUUGAGAAGGCAGUGCUUUCCAAACUUGCCCAUCAAGAGAAUCUCUUGGAGGGUUUAAAAUUUAGAAUCCUCGGCUCCCUAUCUGAUGACUUGGAUUUAGAAGGUGUGGGACUUCCCAGAAAUUGCUACAAUUAAGCCCCUCUGGAUGACUGUUAUGGUCAGGCCAGCAUGGGAACUCCUGUUCAUUUUCCUCAGUCCUGUGUUCCUUGGACAAGACCAAGCCACAAAGCCAGAGAAAAACCUUUAGCUCCACAAUCGUGACAAGACAGCAGCUGCUCGCUCCCCUAGAAACAGGAACUUGGGGAAGGUGGCUUCUCGAUGGUCUGUGAUGCCGUCAGAGGAAACCGGUGGUUGUGAGAACCACAGAGUCUGCAGACGGAGCUGGAGCUCCAAGGACCCUGCGCCUAUGUCUCUAUGGUAGAGCUCAAAGAGUCCUGGGCCUUCCUUCCUGGCUCGGCUGUGCUUGGGAGGGUUCCCCAGUCUAGAAUCCAUAAGGAGCAUGGGGCAGCUGAUGCAUUCCUGGUGUACAAACUGCUGACCGCAGACGGAUGCUGAGCUACCCAAACCAACACCUAGCCUCUCCCUGAAGAUCCUCCCAGGCUGGGAGAACACUGGCAGACUUCCAGAGGGUCCCUGAAAGCCCUAACCUGUUCAGCCAGAGCAUGCAUCUCAGCGGAGCCCUCUUCCCAAGCCUUUGAGGACAAACCAAUUUCCCUCGAUGAUGUGCUUCUAUGUGCUCUGCUGAGGAACAAUGGGAAGUCUGCCCAGCAGAAGAAAAUCCCUGCCAAGUCCAAGCUUGAGCCCCUCUGUCCAAGGCCAGGGACCUGUGUCCAUGGAAGCAGAGAGAAGCAAGGCCACAGCCGUGGCCCUGGGCAGUUUCCCGGCAGGUGGCCAGGCCGAGCUGUCGCUGAGACUCGGGGAGCCAUUGAUCAUCGUCUCUGAGGAUGGAGACUGGUGGACGGUGCUGUCUGAAGUCUCAGGCAGAGAGUACAACAUCCCCAGUGUCCACGUGGCAAAAGUCUCCCAUGGGCUGACCCUGUCCCUUGUCCCUCUCUCUUGCUUCUCCAGGUGGCUGUAUGAGGGCCUGAGCAGGGAGAAAGCCGAGGAACUGUUAUUGUUACCUGGGAACCCUGGAGGGGCCUUCCUCAUCCGAGAGAGCCAGACCAGGAGAGGCUGUUACUCCCUGUCAGUCCGCCUCAGCCGCCCUGCUUCCUGGGACCGGAUCAGACACUACAGGAUCCAGUGCCUUGACAAUGGCUGGCUGUACAUCUCACCGCGCCUCACCUUCCCCUCACUCCAGGCCCUGGUGGACCAUUACUCUGAGCUGGCGGAAGACAUCUGCUGCCUCCUCAAGGAGCCCUGUGUCCUGCAGAGGGCUAGCCAGCUCCCUGGCAAGGACAUGCCCCUCCCUGUGACUGUGCAGAGGACACCACUCAACUGGAAAGAGCUGGACAGCUCCCUCCUGUUUUCUGAAGUUGCCACAGGGGAGGAAUCUCUUCUCAGUGAGGGUCUCCGGGAGUCACUUAGCUCCUACAUCAGCCUGACUGAGGAGGCCGUCUCUUUGGAUGAUGCCUAGGACCAAAGGAGAGGCAGAAAGGGAAACCAAGGCUGUAGCACCUAGAACCCCAGUUCAGUCCAACCUCCUGUGCAUGCUAGAGGCAAGGCUAUGCACUCAAGUGAGGGAGGGCUGGGACACAGAGGGGCAUCCAGGGUCCUACCUGUACCUUGCUCUUUCCUCCUUUGGCCUUAGGAAGUCACCUUCCUCUUCCCUGUGCUGUGAUCCCACCUGCAACCUCUAGUCUGAGUGCAGAAAAGUUGAGAGCAGGGCCAGGGUUCCAAAAAGAGAGUAAGCCUCCUGGGGGUAUGACCCAGCUAGU
Molecule: messenger RNA, 1944 nt
Organism: Sapajus apella (tufted capuchin)
Lineage: Eukaryota; Metazoa; Chordata; Mammalia; Primates; Cebidae
Gene: SLA2
Product: Src like adaptor 2
Exons: 8
Coding region: 819-1643 (274 amino acids)
Molecular function (GO): protein binding
Source: RefSeq, a predicted model, not a curated record